Molecule: messenger RNA, 1650 nt
Organism: Lachnellula hyalina
Lineage: Eukaryota; Fungi; Ascomycota; Leotiomycetes; Helotiales; Lachnaceae
Product: Tryprostatin B 6-hydroxylase
Exons: 6
Coding region: 1-1650 (549 amino acids)
Molecular function (GO): heme binding; monooxygenase activity; oxidoreductase activity, acting on paired donors, with incorporation or reduction of molecular oxygen
Source: RefSeq, a predicted model, not a curated record
AUGAGAUAUAGUAAUUUGGUCAGCAUUGAGGAGGGCUUAUUUUCUCUGGGUGGGUUCCUUUCAGGUGUUGCUAUUCACCAUGGAUUUUUCAUCCACGGCGAGUGGCAUAAUCAAGCGCCAAUCAUCCUGCGUUGUUAUGCAGGUAUCUUCGGCUGUGUAGCAAUUGCUCAACUAUUCUAUUACAAGUCAGAUCUUACUAAGAGACUGACUUCUGAUCUUGUUGUGUCAAGCUUCUUUCAUGUCCUCGGCUUGAUAGCAAGCAUUUUGGUCUACCGUGGCUAUUUCCAUCGCCUCAACAACGCCGAGUUUCCUGGUCCAUGGUGGGCACGAUACACGAAGAUUUGGCAAAUAUGGGAGAAUAGACACUCAAAAAACCAUGUGUAUCUGCACGAGCUAUACCAAAAGUAUGGUGACGUGGUGAGGACAGGUCCAGCCGAGGUCACUGUGUUUCUAGCCGAAGCUCAUGAGGCAGUCGGCGGCCGUCACUCUGAUUGUAUCAAGUCCGAGUUCUAUGAUCUCUUAUGGCCUGAACAAGCCCUCUUUGCUGCUCGGAACAAAGCAGUCCAUGCAAGGCGACGGAAGGACUGGCAAUAUGGAUUUUCACCCUCAGCUAUUGAAUAUCAUGGAACAAAGGCACUCAAAUGGAUCGAUGAGCUUGACAGACAGCUGGAGAGAAAAGCCAAAGAAGGCUCGGUGGUGGAUACCACUGAAUUCUUCCUAUGGUUCACAUUUGAUAUCAUGGGCGAUUUUACAUUUAGUAAGUCUUUUGGGAUGCUUGAGGGUCAGAAAUGGCACAACAUCAUUGUCAAGACUCAGAACGCCCGAACCCUACUGGGUCCACUUACUGCAACUCCUUGGCUUCUGCAUAUUGGAGUGAAACUACUGCCACGGAUUCUAUGGGUAAAAGAUUGGUACGAGUCGGUCGAGUGGUGUCAGGCGCAGAUGGAGGAGAGGCUUUCCAAGGGAGCUCAGUCUGAAGUCCCGGACCUGACAUCCUUUUUCAUGGAAAACAACAAGGGCGACCAAGCGGAUCCAUGGCUCCGAGGCGAUAGUUUACUAGCGAUUCUAGCAGGCAGUGAGCCCACUGCGCAGAUCUUGACAGCAAUCUUCCAUGAGCUCUCGAUACACCCUGAGCAUAUAGACAAGAUCCGCCAAGAAUUGGAGGACGUAUGUAUUACCGACAUUAAGGUCCUGACAAACCUGCCACAUCUCAACGCCAUCAUUCAGGAGGCAAUGCGCCUCCAUCCAAAUCUUUUGACCGGAGGGAGCCGGAAGACAACAGCAAAAGGAGUCACGAUUGGCGAUGUAUACAUUCCUCCACACAUCACGGUCAUCACACCACACUACACUAUUGCUAGACGCGACGAUUGCUUUGAACAGGGCACCCAAUUCAUCCCAGAACGCUGGACCACAAGGCCCGAAAUGGUGCGCAAUUCCAAGGCACAUAUCCCGUUCAGCAUAGGUCAAUACAACUGCAUUGGGCAGCCACUGGCGUGGCGUAUUAUGAGAUACACCAUCGCUCGGGUUGUGAGGAAGUAUAAUUUCCACCUGGCGCCAGGGUAUGAUGGACGCAGCAUGGUGGAUGACAAGGUCGAUAGAUUUACUGCCUUUCCUGGAAGUGUGCCGCUUUGUUUCGAGCUCAGAGAUUGA